AUGGCGAUCACAUCAGUGCAGUCCGUCCUUCCUGCUCGAUCCUCAAUCAAUUCAUCUGAGCAGGGUGCUGUGAAGCCUCCCCCCAAGAUCUUCGACGCCCACGAGCGUCCUUUUAAAGGCUAUCAACCCCCGCAGCCCGACGGUUACCAAAAGAGCAAAUCGAGGCCUGAUACGAGCGCAAUUGUCAUUGAUAAUGGCUCUCACCUCGUCAAAGCAGGAUGGUCAUUUGACAAGAAUCCUCGUUUCAUACUCCCCCCUGUGAUGAGCCGGUAUCGAGACCGGAAACUCAACAAGGCUUGCCAAUUCAUUGGGCAUGAUGCCUACAUCGAUGCGACAACCCGCGGCCAACUCCGCUACGCCUUUGAUCCCGGUUCUAGUGUAGUGGGAAACUGGGACGUGAUGGAAGGGGUGUUGGAUUACCUGUUCAUCAAACUGGGUGUCGACGGGGCCAACGGAGGCGUUGACAGACCCAUCGUAAUGACGGAGCCUGUUGCGAAUCCCAACUACCCCAGAAAGAUGAUGAACGAAAUUCUGUUCGAGUGUUACUCUGCUCCAUCGGUCGCCUACGGAAUCGACUCGCUGUUUUCCUACCGGUAUAAUCGCGGAACGGACGGUCUUAUCAUUUCCUCCUCGCACACAUCGACGCAUGUCAUUCCGGUUCUCAACUCUAAAGCCGUGCUCUCGAACUGUUCGCGCCUGAAUUUCGGUGGCAUGCAUGCCUCGGAGUACCUGCUAAAGCUUAUGCGACUCAAAUACCCAACGUUUCCGGGAAAGAUGACGGAGCAUCAGAUGGAAGAUUUAGUGCACAGCCACUGUUAUGUAUCGAAAGAUUACGACCGGGAAUUGACCGGGUACUUGGACUGGACCGGGUUGGAAGACAGAGAUCAUGUUAUUCAAUACCCAUUCACAGAGCACAUUGUGCCAGAGAAAACCGAGGAGGAGCUUGCGAGGAUUGCAGAGAGGAAAAAAGAGAGCGGACGACGGCUGCAAGAACAGGCUGCCAAGAUGCGCCUUGAAAAGUUGAUGAAAAAGGAGCAAGAAUUGGAGUACUAUAAGGACUUACAGCGCGGUCUCCAGUCAGAGACGAAGAAAGAGAAGACGCGUAUCCUCGACGCCGAAGAUCUGAAGGAUGAAGCCCACUUGGAACGUUUGGUCCGGGAUCUCGAGCGCUCAAUAAAGAGGUCGAGAAACAAGGACCUCGGAAACGAAGAACAGGAAGAAGCGCCGGAGGAGAUGUCGUUUCCAUUACUGGAUGUACCGGACGAAGAAUUAGAUGAGGCUGGACUGAAAGAGAAGCGCCAUCAACGUCUUAUGAAGUCCAACGUCGACGCGCGACAACGUGCUAAGGAAGAGAAAGAGCGAGAACAAGCGCGGCGGGAUGAAGAAAUACGGCUUGAUCGUGAGAAGCGCGAAAAUGACCCUGAGGGCUGGGUGUCUGAACGAAGAGCACAACGCCAGAACCUCCUCCAAAGAAUCAAGGAACGCGACCGCAUGAAGGCUGAUCUCGGCAAUCGCAAGUCAUUAGCCAGCCAAAUGCGCAUGAAGACUCUCGCGAACCUCGCAGCUGAUGGUCCCAAGAAGCGACGAAGAGGAGGAGAUGAUGAUGACUUUGGUGCUAACGACGAAGACUGGGGUGUCUAUCGAACUGUGGCCACCGGCGAACAAAGCGACGAUGAAGAGGAAGAGGACCUGGGCGGGAUGCUCGACAACGUGGAAAAGGAGCUGCUCGAAUACGAUCCGGAGUUUACAGAAAACCACACUCUGGCUGCUCAAUCUGACUGGACAAAGAGUCUGAUCCAUGUGUUUUUGCGCGGUCCGUGGCCAUUCGAUGCAGAGAGCCAGCGUGAGGCCCACCAAAUACACCUUAACGUGGAACGAAUCCGAGUACCGGAAGUGGCCUUCAAGCCUUCCAUUGCCGGCAUUGACCAGGCGGGAAUAGUCGAGAUAGCCGCGAACAUCGUCAAUCAGCGUUUCUCGAAUCCGGAGGAGCAGUCAAGAUUACUGCGCGAUGUCUUCUUAACUGGCGGUAACACCCUUUUCCAGAAUUUUGACGAACGGUUUCGCAACGACUUCCGGGCGGUCCUCCCUCUGGAAGCACAGUUGGCCGUCCGUCGCGCCUCGGAUCCCAUCUUAGACGCUUGGAAAGGAGCAGCACAAUGGGCUUCUGGAUCAGGGCUGGCCAAGUCAUCCAUUACACGCGAGGAGUACCUGGAAAAGGGCAGUGAAUAUCUUAAGGAACACGAUUUGGGCAACGUUACGUCCUGGUAA
Molecule: messenger RNA, 2268 nt
Organism: Aspergillus mulundensis
Lineage: Eukaryota; Fungi; Ascomycota; Eurotiomycetes; Eurotiales; Aspergillaceae
Product: actin-related protein ARP5
Exons: 5
Coding region: 1-2268 (755 amino acids)
Biological process (GO): regulation of DNA-templated transcription
Cellular component (GO): cytoplasm; Ino80 complex
Source: RefSeq, a predicted model, not a curated record